AUGAAAAACGUAAUCAAAGCUGUGAAGAAACUCAAGUUAUGGCCCAAAAAGAAAAAGAAGAAAAAGACCCUUGAGCAUCCUCCUCACCGUUGCUGCUCUUGCUCUCCAUCUACUGCUCAGCCCUCAGCUCCACCUUUACCUUCAUCUUCAUGGCUUGAAGCUGAAAACAAUUAUGGGACAUUCUUGCCAUCCCGGGAAGUGACUGAACCACAAGAUAUUGCUACAUACUCCAACCCUGUUAGCCGCAGCUCAAAUUCAUCAUAUCAGCAAUAUAUGGUAUCAGUUUCAGAACCUGUUUAUGGCAUUCCAGUCCCGGUUAUUCAGACAAGUAGAAGACAGAGAUCAACUGGCCAAUUUGGAUGUGUUUUCAGUUUUGGUUCUUAUUUGUUUCGCUGCUUAUGUCCAUGUUUUCACAUUCGCGAAGUAGUUUGA
This is a messenger RNA of Abrus precatorius (Indian licorice), 432 nucleotides long. RefSeq lists its product as uncharacterized. The transcript has a single exon. The record is from RefSeq and is a predicted model, not a curated record. Bases 1 to 432 code for a protein of 143 amino acids. NCBI's taxonomy places the organism in Eukaryota, Viridiplantae, Streptophyta, Magnoliopsida, Fabales, Fabaceae.